This is a messenger RNA of Aspergillus melleus, 1029 nucleotides long. RefSeq lists its product as uncharacterized. Bases 1 to 1029 code for a protein of 342 amino acids. The transcript has a single exon. NCBI's taxonomy places the organism in Eukaryota, Fungi, Ascomycota, Eurotiomycetes, Eurotiales, Aspergillaceae. The record is from RefSeq and is a predicted model, not a curated record.
AUGUUCUUCUGCUGGGGCACAAAACCCGACAAGGACGAGUUCCCAUACGUCUGGUACUACCAAGCUCAACCGCUGCGCAAGGCCCAGAAACACGACGGUCACCUCCGCGCUGUAUGUCCCGUCGUAGGCCCUCCUACCCCUGGGGCUUCGAACGUACCACGUCCUGAUCACCGGCGCCGUGAUCAUGCUACCGAGCAGCCUCACGUCUCGCGGGCUGCCCGGUCGGGUUCGAGCUCGGGCUCGGGUUCAGGGUCAGGUUCAGACUCGCCUGUCCGAGACAGCACGUAUCAUAUCCAGUACCAGCGAUCGAACAUCUACUCUUCCUGUGCGGAAACUGGCUCGCUGAGCCGUCGCGCCAGUCCCAAUUUUAACGAUGAGAUACUUGUGUCAUCGUCUGGUAGUUCGCAGGAGGAUGUCUUUGUAAGUCGACGCGAGCAUUCACGACUUGAACACCUUCCAACAGGAUAUCGUGGCGAGGACGACCAUGACGAAGCACGCCGCCCGUCUGCUGGAUACCGUCCGUCGACGAACCGCCCUAGCCAGGUGCAUUACUCUGUCCGGUCCUCGCAGUCGUCAGUGGAAACUCCUCGUCCAGAGCGUCGUGCAGAGUAUUUCUCCCUACCGAUUCGUUCUCAACGGGUUCGGUACCCGACUGGAUCUGAAUCUGGGUCUGGAUCUGAACGUGGGCGUGAACGUGAACGUAGACAUGGACGUGGACGAGAACGAGGUGAUUCACGACCCCCUCGUCAAGAAAACACUCGGACUCCACAGCGAGGACUGUACGAUCCAGAGCACGCAGACGGCAACGCGCGACCUGCACGCACUCAGCGGGUGCAGUUUGAGCGAUCGGCAUCCAGAUCUCCGCGUGCAAGACUCUUGUCACGACCUCGUCCUCGUCCUUGUCUCGUCGAUAAUCGCCAGCAGGACGAUUCUACCCGUCGGGACAGUCGUCAUCAAAUGCCUUGGGAUCGGGUCUCUGUUGUUAGGAUGUGCGAGUGUGAUAUCUGUCAGUCGGAUGCUUAUUCCUAG